This is a messenger RNA of Daldinia childiae, 2190 nucleotides long. Its product is annotated as putative zn 2cys6 transcription factor protein. The transcript is spliced from 2 exons. Gene Ontology annotation, biological process: regulation of DNA-templated transcription. Gene Ontology annotation, molecular function: DNA-binding transcription factor activity, RNA polymerase II-specific; zinc ion binding. NCBI's taxonomy places the organism in Eukaryota, Fungi, Ascomycota, Sordariomycetes, Xylariales, Hypoxylaceae. Bases 1 to 2190 code for a protein of 729 amino acids. The record is from RefSeq and is a predicted model, not a curated record.
AUGGGCCGCAAGCCCAAUCCUAUAAUUCUCGAGUUUUUCGAGCGCGGCGCCAAAUUGAACGACAAUAGCAAUCGAUAUCAUCAUACCUGCAAAGCUUGUGGCGAGGAUUUCCCUAAAGGUCGCAUUGACAGCCUUACGAACCACCUAACGAAGAAAUGUCCUGCGAUCCCUGAAGCCGACAGAGCUCACGCGUGUCUUACCCUACACGGCAUCAGCAAUGGCUCAAAUAGACCAAGAUUCGAAGGUCUUUUGCACACCGGUCCUAACCAUGGCCCCUUUCCCGGCCAUCUUCACGGCUCUUCUUCUAUGACCUCGCUCGAGCAAUCCCAGAAUCAGAUCUGGACACCCCUAGAAACCCUUGCUGAAGUCUCUCGUCAGAUUGAGGCUAAUGAGAAGCACGACGAUCAUGUCCCGACUACGCAAGACCUUACAGCCGAAGCUGUUCAAACAACAUUAGCUGCUGCCGUCGUACCUAUCACAGCUACCGCCAAUUCUUUCGAGGUCCAUGAGCAGUUCACUUUGGAGAACCCGCCGACCGGUCUAGACAACCAUUCACAUGAAGAUAUUAAGGAUAUCGAUGUACCGCAGAAGCCCCUCACCGCAGAGGACAGGCUGAGGCAAGCAUUCGAAGAAAGAGCGCACGAAUUAGAAGAAAGUGCUAUAUCGCCUACUCAUUCCGCCUUGUCAGUAGCCGUAGCAGCAACAGCUCGUCUCAACCCAUCUCUGUUAGACCCACAGCUAUUGACCGACGAAGACGUUCCCGAAACGCCCACCCACACCCAGUCUACGGAGAUGCUAAUUGACUACCCUCCUUCGCCUGAGAGACAGCACGCACCGCCGAACACUAAUGAAUCUGUCACUCCUUGGGACGGCAUGACAUAUAUGCCUGAGGAUAUUCACGCUCCUGCAACAGUCAAUGAUCAUGGUCAGCACUUGACAGCAACUCUAAAUAGGGGUGGCUUUCGUAUGGAUACAAGCAAUACUCUCAAUGGAGCUCGUCACCGCCAUAGCCGGGCACGAUUCGACUCUGGUCGCCGUAAGGAGGUGCAGGAGGUUCGUCGCAUUGGAGCAUGCAUUCGCUGUCGCAUUUUACGCAAGACGUGCUCGAAAGGUACACCGUGCAAUGCCUGUAAGAAAGUUCUUGCACCUCGAAUUUGGCGCACUGGAUGUGUACGGACGAAAUUGUCUGAGCAUAUCAACCUGUACUCGGCUGGAGUACAGGUUGUUAUGACUCAACGACGAAUUAAUGGUUACAAGGCCAGUCACAAUUUCCAGAGUGCCGCCAUCGCACUUGAAGUCUCGCACUUCCCAGAAACCGGACACAAGAUUGUCUUCCAAGUUUUACAAGGAACUCCCAAGGAGAAGGACAACGGGCUUCCCUGUGACGGUAAUCCUAGACCGGUCAUCUUGCUUGACAACAACGAGGAUAUUCCGGGAAAGGUUGAAGCCUAUAUGCGCGAAACUCUUGACGAGUUCAUCCGCCGUGAGCCGUCUCAUUAUGUACGAGUCACUUUGCAUGCGGCCAUCAUGGUCGUAAACGAUACCAAUGACGAACUGCUCAAGAGGUCUCUGGAACUAUGGGGAAUUGUUGAGAUGAUGGACCGAGAGCGCCAAUGGACAAUGUUGGCAAAGUCUUCUAAAGAGGACGUCAAGGACUAUUUGAUCAAGGAUGAUUCCGACUGCGAAGCUUAUACCAAUAUUUGUAUGCAGCUCACUGCUGCAGCUGAGCGAAAAGCGUGUGCCGCUAGCCAAGUCCUACUGAAUGAUAUUCAGAAGCAUCUGCAGGACGGUAAGGCCAGGCUUGGCUUUCCCAUGUUCCUGACUGUCAUGCUCUUCCUCAACUGCAUGGAGAAGACUACCUGGGCGUUUAAAGCGUGGAAUGAGGAGAACCUUCUCCCCAAGUGGCCAUUGGCGAAAAAACCUGACACAUACACGAACCAGGGACAUGAGUUGACUGAGCUGCUUAGAAUGCUGCUAGUUAUCCGACAUAUCCUUCCGAAGACCAUGGCCAUGAGCCCUGACUCGCCUCUUGUGGCCAACGAGAGCGACCCAACGGUCCAGAACUAUUUCCACAACCUCAAUGUCACCACUGCUUACUUGGAGGCGCGUCGUGAUCAGAACAACUUCCAACCGACAGAUUCACGAUCUCUCGAGUUCUUAUUCUGUGCGCCUCUCUUGCUCAACAACUAA